Molecule: messenger RNA, 776 nt
Organism: Olea europaea var. sylvestris
Lineage: Eukaryota; Viridiplantae; Streptophyta; Magnoliopsida; Lamiales; Oleaceae
Product: ethylene-responsive transcription factor 1A-like
Exons: 1
Coding region: 66-665 (199 amino acids)
Biological process (GO): regulation of DNA-templated transcription; ethylene-activated signaling pathway
Molecular function (GO): DNA binding; DNA-binding transcription factor activity
Source: RefSeq, a predicted model, not a curated record
UUCUUGACAAUUCAGAACAAAAUUGUAUUCAAUUUUGAAAAGAUAAAGGUUUUUUGUUUAAAUUGAUGAUGUGUGAAAAUAUUGAUUAUGAUGAGGAUCUUGCCCUUCUUGAUUCGAUAACAAGGCAGUUGAUCGAUGAUUCUCAAUUUCCAUUUCCGUUGGAGUCGCUGCCGCCACCUAUCUCCGACGCCGCCAGUAGUGUGAUAGUAAAGGACGAGCCUGAUAUCAGCUUUGAAAUGUCCAACAAUUUGAAUUUUUCGACUGUGGCGCCGUCAGAAAGGGAGUUGGAAGUGGGUAUUGAGCCGGUGGCGCCACCCAGAGGGAAGCACUACAGAGGAGUCCGGCAGCGGCCGUGGGGGAAGUUUGCCGCGGAGAUAAGGGACCCUGCAAAGAACGGAGGUCGUGUGUGGCUCGGGACAUAUGAGACGGCGGAGGACGCUGCAAUAGCCUACGACCAGGCGGCGUAUCGUAUACGUGGCUCACGUGCAUUGCUGAAUUUUCCUCUUAGGAUAAAUUCCGGUGAGCCGGAGCCAGUUAAAAUUACAACAAAAAGAUCAUUGUCCUCGCCUAGUCGUUCUUUGUCUUUAGAGUCAUCGGAAAAUGGGUUGCCUAAGAAGCGGAAGAUGGCGGGUGGGAGUGGUGGCGCCACCGGUAGUUCCAAGUAGUGGAUUGGAAAGCGUUAGGGUGCAGUCGGUUCCACAGUUAAAAUACUAUGACUUAGUUAAUUUACAAUUUUUUACACCAGAAAUAAAAUUGUAUUCUUUCUUUCUUCCUCA